AUGCGUGAAUUCCUCCUCCUACCGAAAUCACUUCUUUACACUGUUCACUGUGCAAUACUAUGUACUCCACCAAUCCAAACUCUCCAAAUAGUGCCGUCAUUCUUAAAUGUGGUCACGAUUUGUGUCAAAAUUGCUUUGUCACCGAAAGAGCUCCCGGAAAAUUCAAAUUUAUUCACUCGACUUCAUCUCUUUUCGAACAAAGAAAAGUUCACUGUGUGGUGCAAGAGUUGUCGAAAUGAUACUAUGGGUAAUUCGGGUGAGCCAAUGGCACAAUUAGCCACAGAAGUGAUCGAUUAUCUCGUGAGAUCUCGAAAAAUGAUUAGAAACUCAAUUCAUCCACUUCAUUUUGAGGAACUUUGCCCUCAGAUCGAACGCAACCCAAUGGAUCCUUUCUCAAAAUAUUGUUCAAUUUCCUGUGUCGAGAGGGUUAAAGGCCAAAAAGUGGCUCAAAUGGUCGCCAUCAAUUCACCGAAAGCUCCCAAGUUUAUCAAAAGAGCUGCCAAACGACAA
Messenger RNA from Mesorhabditis belari, 510 nucleotides. NCBI's taxonomy places the organism in Eukaryota, Metazoa, Nematoda, Chromadorea, Rhabditida, Rhabditidae. The record is from the annotation of a GenBank genome assembly.